Nymphaea colorata (pocket water lily) is the source of this 1770-nucleotide messenger RNA. RefSeq lists its product as uncharacterized. NCBI's taxonomy places the organism in Eukaryota, Viridiplantae, Streptophyta, Magnoliopsida, Nymphaeales, Nymphaeaceae. Gene Ontology annotation, biological process: protein transport. The record is from RefSeq and is a predicted model, not a curated record. The transcript is spliced from 7 exons. Bases 270 to 1352 code for a protein of 360 amino acids.
UUUCCCUCCAACCAAACAGGGCGUAGAGGAAAACAAUGAAAAAAAAAAAUUUGUUGAGAGGUGAUAAUAUUUUCUCAGCACAGGAGUUUCCCAUGCUUUUGUUGAAGCAAGGAACAGGGAAACUUUUAGCCCCAGGAAAAGAACGAGACGCCCGUCUAAAUUCAAAGCUCAGCCUCGGCUUGCUCACAUUUGCAGUGUUGGACUCGGACAGUCGGACUUCCACAAGGCCCCUGUCUCUUCCUCUCUUGGAGUCUGGUUAGGAGACGACGAUGUCGCUUCUCAACUCUUUGUUCAAUCGAGGCCUUCUGGGCGCCAAAUGCAAGACGGCUUUGAAAUUGGCCAUCUCUCGUAUCAAUUUAUUGAGAAACAAGAGGCAGGUUCAACUCAAACAGAUGCGCAAGGAGAUCGCUCAGUUUCUGCAGACUGGCCAAGAAGCCAUCGCUCGGAUUCGGGUGGAGCAUGUAAUCCGCGAAGAGAAUUUUCUGGCUGCUUAUGAGAUCUUGGAGCUGUUCUGCGAAUUCAUUCUUGUCCGUGUUCCUAUAAUUGAAACACAAAAGGAAUGCCCCUGGGAAUUGCAGGAAGCUAUUUCCAGCAUCACUUUUUCUGCUCCCAGAUGUUCAGACUUGCCAGAACUGAUGCAUGUCCGCAAUUUGUUUGCCAUAAAAUAUGGGAAAGAGUUUGUUUCUGCUGCUUCAGAACUUAGACCAGAAAGCAAUGUAAAUCGCUCAAUAAUUGAGAAGCUUUCUGCUCGAGCUCCUCGUGCAGAAACAAAACUGAUGACCUUGUUGGACAUUGCUAAAGAACAUAACCUAGAGUGGGAUCCAUCUGUCACUGAAGAAGAACUUUGCAAGAAGCAUGAAGAUUUGCUGGAUGGAUCAAGACAGGUUCCUCUGAAAGCUGAAACUACUAGUUUGCAAUGUGCUUCCACAGUUUCACAUGAUGGUCCCACGACAGUUUUGGUGCCACCAGAGAUUAAAGUCCAAGAGUUGAAUCCGCCAGAAGUUCUAGAUCGACCUCCAAAAUGUCAAACUUCAAACGCACUUAAAUCUUCAUGCAUUCCUUCCAAGAAUGAAGACAUUGAGGAGAUAUCUGUACAAUCAGAAUCAAGGACGCAAGCUGAAUCCUGUGAUGUUCUUCAAAUAGCCCAGGCAGCCAUUGCCUCUGCAGAACGUGCAACAGCUGCAGCCCGUGCUGCAGCCAACCUUGCGAACCUCAGUUUGAGUUCAAAGACUGCAGACAGCGUUCCUCCACAAUCUGGAUCGAAGGAUCAUGUCCCUAGCUCUGGAGAGAGAGUGAAGAUUACGAAGGCCCUCUGGUCUUACCAUGAAGUGGAAGAGAGAAGGAAGAGCUGAAAAAGAUGAGAUCUGCACACUUCGAGGCAAUGGGUUCAAGAAAGGGGUGGCUCCUUUGCUCUUACAGGUAAUGAACUCCUUGAGAAUGGUUUGGAUGGGUUGGAGAUGAGCUUCAGAAGUCCAGUAAGGUUUCAUCCAAGGUCCUCUCUCACUGAAAAUAAAAGUUUGAUGGUGAAGAUGGAGAGUCCACAGAGAAGAGAUGUGGAGAGAGAGAGAGAGAGAGAGAGAGAGGUUGAAGGAGGAGAGAGAAGGCUAGGGGGCUCAAGAGCUGAGGGUUGAAGUGCAAAGGAUCAUCCAAGGGCUUACCAUGUGCCUUAGAGAAGAGAAAUAUGAGCAUUUAUAGAGGAUUUGGAGACAUAACUCAAAUUUCAAAAAUUUUACAAAUUUUUAGGCCAACAAAAAUGUUUUGACUAAUGGG